AGCGAACUGGUGGGCAGACCCGGAGUCGCCGCGUAAGCGGGGCCGGCUCAGUGCGGUGCGGCAGGCGCGGCUGUGCGGCAGCGGAAGUCCUUUGUUGCAGCACAGUCCCUGGCAGAGCCAGAACCUCUCCGCGCAGCCCAGCCCGAGCGCCGCCGCCACUGCAGCUCGCGGCCCCUUCGCCUCCGCCCGCCUUUCCCGCGGCUGAUUUGCCUUAAACUCCCUAAAAUCUCCGCAGCCCCGGUUCCUGCUGCGGCCGGUCUCUAAUUAAUAGAAGAUGGCAAAGCCCAGCCACAGCAGCUACGUCCUUCAGCAGCUGAACAACCAAAGGGAAUGGGGUUUUCUCUGUGACUGUUGUAUUGCAAUUGAUGACAUUUACUUUCAAGCACACAAAGCAGUUCUAGCUGCUUGUAGCUCCUAUUUUAGGAUGUUUUUCAUGAACCAUCAGCACAGUACUGCACAACUGAAUCUCAGCAACAUGAAAAUUAGUGCCGAGUGUUUUGAUCUUAUUUUGCAAUUUAUGUAUUUAGGAAAAAUUAUGACAGCUCCCUCCAGUUUUGAGCAGUUUAAAGUGGCAAUGAACUAUCUACAGCUGUACAAUGUUCCUGACUGCUUAGAAGACAUACAGGAUGCAGAUUGUUCUAGUUCAAAAUGUUCAUCUUCUGCUUCUAGCAAACAGAACAGCAAAAUGAUAUUUGGGGUAAGAAUGUAUGAAGACACUGUGGCUAGAAAUGGCAAUGAAGCCAAUAGGUGGUCUGCAGAGCCAAGUUCAACAGUAAAUACACCACAUAAUAGGGAGCCUGAUGAAGAGUCUUUACAAUUAGGUAAUUUUCCUGAACCACUAUUUGAUGUAUGUAAAAAAAGUUCUGUGUCCAAAUUAUCUACUCCAAAAGAACGUGUGUCACGACGCUUUGGACGGAGUUUUACCUGUGAUAGUUGUGGAUUUGGCUUUAGCUGUGAAAAAUUAUUAGAUGAGCAUGUGCUAACCUGUACUAACAGACAUUCAUACCAAAACACAAGGUCCUAUCACAGAAUAGUAGAUAUUAGAGAUGGAAAAGACAGUAAUAUCAAAGCUGAAUUUGGUGAAAAGGAUUCUUCUAAAACAUUUUCUGCACAGACGGACAAAUACAGAGGAGACACAAACCAGGCUGCUGAUGAUUCAACUUCAACCACUGGAAGCCGAAAAAGUAGCACGGUGGAGUCUGAACUAGCCAGUGAAGAAAAAAGCAGAGCUGCUGAGAGGAAAAGAAUCAUUAUCAAGAUGGAGCCAGAAGAUAUUCCUACAGAUGAACUGAAAGACUUUAACAUUAUUAAAGUUACUGAUAAAGACUGUAAUGAAUCCACUGACAAUGACGAAUUAGAAGAUGAACCUGAAGAGCCAUUUUACAGAUACUAUGUUGAAGAAGAUGUCAGUAUUAAAAAAAGUGGUAGGAAAACUCUAAAACCUCGGAUGUCAAUAAAUGCUGAUGAAAGAGGUGGGUUAGAAAAUAUGAGGCCCCCUAACAACAGCAGUCCAGUACAAGAGGAUACUGAAAAUGCAUCUUGUGAACUGUGUGGACUCACGAUAACUGAGGAGGACCUGUCAUCUCACUACUUAGCCAAGCACAUUGAGAAUAUCUGUGCAUGUGGUAAAUGUGGACAAAUACUUGUUAAGGGUAGACAGCUUCAGGAACACGCUCAGAGAUGUGGAGAACCCCAAGAUCUGACAAUGAAUGGCUUAGGAAAUACCGAGGAGAAAAUGGACAUGGAAGAGAAUCCUGAUGAGCAGUCUGAAAUAAGAGAUAUGUUCGUUGAAAUGUUGGAUGAUUUUAGGGACACUCAUUUCCAGAUAAACAGUAUCCAAAAAAAGCAGUUAUUUAAACAUUCUGCCUGUCCUUUUCGAUGUCCUAAUUGUGGCCAGCGUUUUGAAACUGAAAAUCUAGUGGUUGAACAUAUGUCUAGCUGCUUAGACCAAGAUAUGUUUAAGAGUGCCAUCAUGGAAGAAAAUGAAAGAGAUCACAGACGAAAGCAUUUUUGUAAUCUGUGUGGAAAAGGAUUUUAUCAGCGGUGUCACUUAAGAGAACACUAUACUGUUCAUACUAAGGAAAAACAGUUUGUUUGUCAGACAUGUGGAAAGCAGUUUUUAAGGGAACGUCAGUUGCGACUGCACAAUGAUAUGCACAAAGGCAUGGCCAGGUAUGUCUGUUCCAUUUGUGAUCAAGGCAACUUCAGAAAACAUGACCAUGUACGGCAUAUGAUUUCUCAUUUAUCUGCUGGUGAGACUAUAUGCCAGGUCUGCUUUCAGAUAUUCCCAAAUAAUGAACAGUUGGAACAGCACAUGGAUGUUCAUCUGUAUACAUGUGGAAUAUGUGGAGCAAAAUUUAAUUUGAGGAAAGAUAUGAGAUCACAUUAUAAUGCCAAGCAUUUGAAAAGAACAUAAGUGAUUUUCUACUGUACUAAUGUUUAGUUGAUAGCAGAAAAAAACCAAAGCAAAGGAUAUGAGCUAUUUAGAAAUUGAUUUUAUAAGAUGAAUUGUUGGAAAAAAAUUUCAAGGCCCUUUAUCUUUAAUAUUUUUGUUUAGGAUCUUAAGUAUCUACAUUUUAGGUGUUAUUAAAUGUUUAUCAUUUUUGUUAUUUCUUAAUAGAAUUCUUUGUUUUUAGUUUGUUUUAGCUAUGAUUAAAAUUAUUUUUAAAUGUAGACUACAAGUGGUUGUUACCCCUUCAAUGACUAUUAAACUUUAGUUUUUUAUCAAUAA
Molecule: messenger RNA, 2731 nt
Organism: Diceros bicornis minor
Lineage: Eukaryota; Metazoa; Chordata; Mammalia; Perissodactyla; Rhinocerotidae
Gene: ZBTB1
Product: zinc finger and BTB domain containing 1
Exons: 2
Coding region: 275-2416 (713 amino acids)
Biological process (GO): regulation of cytokine production; negative regulation of transcription by RNA polymerase II; regulation of immune system process
Molecular function (GO): protein binding
Source: RefSeq, a predicted model, not a curated record